Letharia columbiana is the source of this 750-nucleotide messenger RNA. RefSeq lists its product as uncharacterized. The record is from RefSeq and is a predicted model, not a curated record. Bases 1 to 750 code for a protein of 249 amino acids. The transcript is spliced from 2 exons. NCBI's taxonomy places the organism in Eukaryota, Fungi, Ascomycota, Lecanoromycetes, Lecanorales, Parmeliaceae.
AUGCACGCUGAGAAUGUCUGGAAAUGGCUUGAUGCCGUCGACCAAGACAAUCUCGAUCCUCUGGAUCAGUGGGGUGUGCCACCGCUGCGAUGCUCCCAUCAGGAUACACCAUCUCCAUCCAACAGUGUCUCUGACGGUGGUGAUAUAGAAACAUACCAGCAACACUACAACAAGCGCAACGCAGACGUAGCGAGUUUCUUAGAAUCCAUACCCCCCGCGGGGAUCCUCUUGCGUAACGGAAGCAUCAGAGUUACCAGCCAAAAUCCAAAGGUUUUCGCAUGUGAUGUGGAGAACGACAACCAUCCUCAGUCGUUGCUACCUGGCUUUCCUACAAGUUUCGCACGCGUUGUGGAAAACAAGGAUCAUUCUCAGUCGUUCAUCCCUGGCUUCGCUACAAGUUUUGAGGCAACAGGUCAACAGACUGACGCUUCUCCUGCCCGCCAACUACAAGUUUCAGGGAGAGAAGGCAACAGCGAAUCUACCAACCCAAAACGGCUGCCAACAUUUUCUGAGCGAGCUCGCGUGGGUGGUCCCUCAGGGGCCUUGUAUUCAACCCCAAUCAUCCACGUUGAAGUCAAAGACUCCGUGGCUAUCAACUGCCAAGGUGCAAAAGUCGUAGGAGAGUAUCAGCAGAACGGUCUUCGAGGUCUCCCGGGUAUGGCGGAGAAGCCACGGAGGAAUAGCACCUUUGGUGAAGGAGUGCUACAUCGAAACAAUGCUACCAGGAGACUCUCCAAUUGGACCUGCUGA